This is a messenger RNA of Chlamydomonas reinhardtii, 2404 nucleotides long. RefSeq lists its product as uncharacterized. The record is from RefSeq and is a predicted model, not a curated record. NCBI's taxonomy places the organism in Eukaryota, Viridiplantae, Chlorophyta, Chlorophyceae, Chlamydomonadales, Chlamydomonadaceae. Bases 187 to 1722 code for a protein of 511 amino acids. The transcript is spliced from 12 exons.
GUUGCAUAUCUGAUUCCCCUUCAUCGCUUUGAAAGACAACAUCAUGGUCAGCAACACCCUCGCCCGUCGCCACGGUUCCGGGUUGAAUGAGCGACGGUCUCUUCUGUCACAGCAAGGCUAAUGUCUGAGCUGUGUCGUUGACUUUGUUUCUAUUGUAGUAAUAAAUACUAUAAUUUAGGAGCACCAAUGAGCGCACAGCUCGGAUGCACCCGGGGUGCGCUACAACAAGCGACACGGCUAGGUAGCUCACGACCUAGAUGCAGAAGCAGAUGUCAAGCGCAACGACCGAGCAUUGGCAGGAGCUGGCGGCCGGGGAAUCGGCCGGCCCUACUCUGCCCCGCGCAAGGGCCGGAGUCCUCAGGCCCUGCCGCCCUGGAUGGGAAGGCCCCAUCUGGGUCAGCGGGCCCAGUCGAUAGCGGGUCCAACGGCCCCGCUCCUAGCACGUCGGGAAGCGGCGACAAGGAGGCCCUGAAGGAGAGUCUGUUCCGGGAAACUGAUGCGCCAGACACGCUGCAGAUGGAGGGGCGCUUUGGGGGCGUGGAGCUUGCGAUCGCGACGUCGUUCAUUGAAAAGGUGGCGGGUGCGCUGGUGAUGUACGGCGUCACCAUGCUGCUGGCAGGCGUGUCCAACGUGGACGCCACCAAGGCGCUGACGUGGGACGACGGGGCGCCGCUGGUGCUGGGCGCCUCCUUCGCGCUGCCGGUGGCGCUGGGCAUGGCGCUCCUGUUCCUGCCCGACCCGCGACCCAGCCCGCCCAUGAGCGCCAAGGACCUCAAGGCCAUCCGCGCGGUGGACAGCGAGGACGAGGACACGGUGAUCACCCUGGGUGGCAGCGGCGGCGCGCCAUUCGACGCCGUGGCGCAGGGCGAGCGGCUGCCGCCCAUGACGCCGCAGGCGCUGACGCAGGGGCUUUGGUUCUACCAAGUCAAUGUGCUAAAGCCCUGGUACCCUCCCUUCGAGUGGGGCACGGUGGGGUUCCUGUACAUGGCCUCGUGCGCCGCCGCCAGCGCGCAGGAGCUGCUGGUGCGCGGCUACGGCGGCCAGGUGCUGGCGGGCUGGUGGACGGGGCUGCUGGCGGGCGCCACCGACCCCAGCAACCCGCUCUACUGGGCCAAGGUGUUCAAGCUGGUGGGCCCCGACACCUCCCGCUGGAUGGCGGCACUCACGCUGCUGGUGCUUCAGGUGUCGCUGACGUCUGCGUCGGCCUCCCGUGCCGCGCGCUUCACGCGCGUGUGCCUGAACCGGCUUGGGCGAGUGGAGGCGCUGCCGGGCACUCGCGGCGUGGUGGUGCAGGACGUGAGCAUCAGCCUGGAGCUGGGCGGCGGCGCGGCGAGCAAGGACAAGGCCGGCAAGGUCACGCCGGAGCCCAAGUUGGACCAGCUGCGCACCGUCUACUUCGAGCUGCCCACGGCGGAGGAGCGGGUGGUGUACUGGACUAGCCUGGGCGUGGCGGCGGCGCUGUGCGGCACAGCCAACCUGGCGUACGCGGUCAACGGCAGCCUGCUGGCCUCCUACACGGCACAGGUGACCAUCGACGGCCUGGUGACGGCGCUGCAGCAAUGGAAGGCGACGCGGCUGCCGGACCGGCAGGGCUGGGAGGAGCUGCAAGAAGAGGAGGAUGCCAAGAUCGCGCAGCUGGAGGAGAGCUUGGGCGCGGCGGCCGACAAGCCACAGAGCGCGGAGGAGACGGGGAAAGGUCCAGAGGCAAAGGAGAAGGAUUAAGAGGAGGCAGCGCAAAAGGCUUAGGGGCGGAGGGGACAGGAAAGUAAGGGUAGGCACGGGGGCGGCAUGGAGUGUAGUGUGAGGGGUCACGUGCCCGAGCCCAGUGGGGUGGCGCCUUGCAGCGCGCACGGGCGAAAACGGUUUACGGUGGGAGCAAUGGGAGCAGUGAACGGUGGGGGCAGUGGAUGCAGGUGAGCGCCCUGCACACGAUCCGCAGGGGCCGCUGCCAUUGAUGCUUGGCUGUUGUGGCUAUUGAUAAGUACAUUCAAGCGAACGCAGCCCUGACCAACUCACAUGAAGUACCGUAGCUUCCUGUCACGAAGGUCCAUCCAAGUCACGGCUUAAAAGUUGUGUCCGGUGUGUGUGUAGGCGGGCCGUACACCAUGCUGAGGAUGUUGCGUUGGCUUGCGUAUCCAUGGUCAUUGGAGGGCGAACUGCAAAGAUGCGGAGCUGCGCAUUUGCGCAGCGAAGGGGCCUGGCGUUGUUGUCCGGGGCUAAUGGCGCGCACCGAGGCCCUCCGAGGCUUGUUUGUCAGUUGACACAGAAGGAGUGUGCAAUGGGAGGCUAAAAGAGUAAAAGCUGGUAUGCGGACUCUCGGCCGUACCCUGCCCAACACCUACCCAACAUGUCACACUGCCGUCAUCACGGCCACCAUCCUGCAUGCGUGAACACCCUUUCCUAA